Molecule: messenger RNA, 1637 nt
Organism: Chelonoidis abingdonii (Abingdon island giant tortoise)
Lineage: Eukaryota; Metazoa; Chordata; Testudines; Testudinidae
Source: RefSeq, a predicted model, not a curated record
GGACUGGUCUGGUCAUUGACAAGUGAAUGCAGAAGCUAUGCUGUGGCCGUCAGCCAAAGCAAUUAUUCAAGAUUUAAGCUAAAAAGACUCCUUCUCUCAUAUCCUCUCCCUUUUUCAGGGUCAUGUAGGGAUAAAAAGAACUGCAAGGUGGUCUUUUCCCAGCAGGACCUGAGGAAGCGGCUGACGCCUUUGCAGUACCAUGUCACUCAGGAGAAAGGGACUGAAAGCGCCUUUGAGGGAGAAUACACACAUCAUAAAGCUUAUGGGAUAUACAAAUGUGUUGUCUGUGGAACUCCUUUAUUCCAGUCAGAAACAAAGUUUGACUCCAAUUCAGGUUGGCCUUCGUUCUAUGAUGUGAUCAGUCCGGAUGCAAUUACGUUCACCGAUGACUUCUCUUAUGGGAUGCACAGGAUUGAAACAGGCUGCAGUCAGUGUGGUGCUCACCUGGGGCAUAUUUUUGACGAUGGGCCUCAUCCAACUGGCAAAAGAUAUUGCAUAAACUCUGCUUCAUUGUCUUUUGAGCCUGGAGAUAAGAACAAUGCUGGAGAAGGCAGCGGUAGCACCAGUCCUGCCCAAACAGACAAAACCGAGCUGUAGAACAAAGGGCGGUCUGCAGAAAACUCACGGCUUAUGAAGAAUGUUUUUUCUAACUUGCCUGCUAUAUUAUAUCAUAUUUUUAAAUGUAUAAAGGUGUUCUGCACCAGUAGGUUUUUUUUCCUUUGUUGAAAUUGAGGCCUUGCCUGCCAAUGUAUUUUACUAUAUAACAGGUUCUAAAUAUUUGUUUACUAUCUCUCCUGGUUUUGUUUUUGGAGAUUGCUUUUGGGAAGCCUUAAAACAAGAGACUUUAGCCCCAUUAGUUAUUAAUGUCUUCUUCUUGCUUUGUUACUAUAGAUUUGAAUAUUUUUCCUUUUUUUUGUGUGAAGAAAAGGGGAUUGUGGUUAUCUUCAGACAACAGAAAACUCCUGAGUGUAAUAAAAUUCUUGAGACCCAGCACAUCUGUGGUUGUUUUGAUUUGUGAGGCAUGUGGCCUUUGGUCAUGUGUAUUCAACCAUCUCACGAUCAACCACACCCUGCAAAAACUUGGACUUAGGCAAUUCCCUUCCAACUAAAAGUGAUGGAUGAGAUGUAAAGCCCUUCCUUUGGCUAAAUUACUGCCAAAAUACAAAGGGUGUAGUUUCAGGGAUGUAGAUGUUGCAUUAUAAUCAAUUUUUUCCCCUUGUUGGAUGUUGGAAUGGAGUAUUAAAACAAGCUCAAAACUAUUGCGCUUCACUUGUUCAAGGUUCACUGAACAUCCUUUGCUUUUUCAUGAGGCCUUGUCUUCUGCAGCUACAACUAUUAAAGGCGAUUAUUUAUUUGGGCAGGAACAGGUAGAACUUGUAGAGAAUUGAAGUGGAUGUGGCUUGACAUACAUGGACUGUUUGCCCUACCCAAGGCAAGGAAUCACUACAAGGCAUCAGCAGGCUCUGAGGAACCUUGGGACUGCAUAAUAAAAAGCGAUGCCCUUCUGAAAUACUCCAUUUUUAAUUUAAGCUGGCCUUGAAGGGCCAGGUCUUGAAGGGCCUUGAAGGGCCAGGUCUUUAUUAUAUAUAGCUAUGGUGAGGGACGUGGGUGGGGAGGUGGAUGUAACAAAUGAGCAU